AUGGAUAAUAAUAUAACACAGGAACUAAUCAACAAUGAGUCGGACGCCGGCAGUACUGCUGUUGGCCGUCAAUUGCUAACAUCGGGUUCACAGCUUUCGGACUCUGACUCCGAUAGUAGUGGUGAUGCAGAAGAGGAUAAGACACCAAAACCAUCGGUUCAUCCAUUGCCACACUUGACAACUACCGCAGAACCGGUGACCGCAAUGGACACGAGUGGUGAGGAGAUGUCGUGUACACUCAUUAAAGCGAUCAACGGCGUGGAGGGCAUGGAUCUGGUGCUACAGAACGUGGUGUCGAGUGUGGAUAUGGGCCGGGAGCUGGAUUUGAAGCAAAUAACCAAGCUAUGUUUGAACAGCGAGUACAAUCCCAAAAGGCUGAACGCAAUGAUAGUGCGUAUACGUAAGCCGCGCACCACUUCGCUGAUGUUCAAGUCGGGCAAAAUGGUGGUGACCGGCGCCCGAAGCGAGCACUUGGCCCGAGUGGCGGCCCGAAAGUUUGCCCGCAUUGUGCAACACUUUUACCCAGACAUCCACUUCCGAGACUUUCGCAUAGUGAACAUGGUGGCCUAUUGUGAUAUACAGUGGCAACUAGAGCUCGAGCGCAUCAACUGUACUGCUGUUGGCCGUCAAUUGCUAACAUCGGGUUCACAGCUUUCGGACUCUGACUCCGAUAGUAGUGGUGAUGCAGAAGAGGAUAAGACACCAAAACCAUCGGUUCAUCCAUUGCCACACUUGACGACUACCGCAGAACCAGUGGCCGCAAUGGACACGAGUGGUGAUGAGAUGUCGUGUACACUCAUUAAAGCAAUCAACGGCGUGGAGGGCAUGGAUCUGGUGCUACAGAACGUGGUGUCGAGUGUGGAUAUGGGCCGGGAGCUGGAUUUGAAGCAAAUAGCCAAGUUAUGUUUAAACAGCGAGUACAAUCCCAAAAGGCUGAACGCAAUAAUAGUGCGAAUACGUAAGCCGCGCACCACUUCGCUGAUGUUCAAGUCGGGCAAAAUGGUGGUGACCGGCGCCCGAAGCGAGCACUUGGCCCGAGACCGCCGGGCUUUCAAACGGGCGUAA
This is a messenger RNA of Medioppia subpectinata, 1065 nucleotides long. The record is from the annotation of a GenBank genome assembly. NCBI's taxonomy places the organism in Eukaryota, Metazoa, Arthropoda, Arachnida, Sarcoptiformes, Oppiidae.